AUGACCAGCGCAUCCACCGACCUGUACCCUCAAUACUGCUUCCACCUCUCCCCCACGUUUGAUCAAUGGUGCCUGCUCACCGCGGCGACCAUUCACGCCCUCGACACGCACAACGAGUAUGAAGGGCAAGGCCUGUUCUUCCACCGCAAUCUUCCCGUAAAAUGGGUGCGCCUCGUCGGCGUGGUCGUCGCCAUCGACGAUGUCUACAACCGUCGCAUCUUCACCAUUGACGACAGCAGCGGCGCCUGCAUCGAGUGCAAUGUUGCCGUCAAAGUCAUCCCUGCCGUGCUUCCGACCUUUGGGGACAAGGAUCCGCUAGCGUAUGCGCCUCGACGACUUGAAUUUCUGCAGCCGGGUUGCGAUCAUGUUGAUGUCGGCGCCGUCGUGGACAUCAAGGGGAGCGUGGCGCUUUUUCGCGAUGAGAAGACGGUCAAGAUACAAAAGGUCAAGAUUGUAAGGUCCACAGCACAGGAGGUUGCGCUCUGGGAGAAGAGGGACAGUUUCAAGCGCGAUGUGUUGGGGGUGCCCUGGGUGGUGGGUGAGAAGCAGAUGCGACGGUGUCGACGGGAGGCCGAGGGGCGAGAGAGGAAAGAAAAGCGCGAGGAAAAGGAGAGACAGCGGCGUGAGGCGGAGAACGGUGAGCUGGUUACAGGGCUGGAGAGGGCCAGUGGUGCAAGGCUGACAAGCACGUACAUCGCCGACGAUGAGGUGCCCGAAGCUCAAGACCGGCCUCUCACCGGCCUUGAAAAAGGUUCAAGGAGAAAGACCGAGGGCCGAGGGCCUGGAGCGCUCACGGCCGACGUUGUGGCUCGCUGA
Messenger RNA from Verticillium dahliae VdLs.17, 816 nucleotides. Its product is annotated as OB-fold nucleic acid binding domain-containing protein. The coding region runs from base 1 to 816 and encodes 271 amino acids. The record is from RefSeq and is a predicted model, not a curated record. The transcript is spliced from 3 exons. NCBI's taxonomy places the organism in Eukaryota, Fungi, Ascomycota, Sordariomycetes, Glomerellales, Plectosphaerellaceae.